AGCUCAUUUAUUGUCCGAAUAUCGAGAAUACGCAAGAUCUCUCUAUGAUUUUUAAAAUAUGGCAAAUAUAGGAAAUAUCGCCAAAAUUUCGGUAGAAAAACACGACAGUAAAGAACAGUUUCUGUACGAUUUAGACAAAUCUAAAUCACUUUGUGAAGUGAUCAGGGAUAUUUGCAAGAACAGUGGUUUGCCACAGUCUACGGUCUACGGACUCAAAUUGGUCCGCACCAAUAACGAUCCUGCAAUUAGCUCCUACAUUUGCGAAACAAACUACAAGAAUGUCCAACACACCGAUUGCCUCAAGAUAGUGUUCUCUAUCAAAUAUUUAUUGAAAAACAGAAUACUUCCACAUAUCAACAAUGAACCAAGCGAUAUUGAAAGGGUGAUUUGUUAUGAUGAUCUGAAUAAAUUAGCGGCUGAUCCUGCUUUUAUUGAGGAACUAGUGUAUUCAAAAAACCACUAUCGAUUGAUUCAGACCUUCAUCGCAGAUGACAGUUUAAAUGAUAUUGAAAUUCGUGCUCUUUUACUGACAAUCUGCCAUUUGUUACGAAAAAACUACGUUGUCGAUACAAAACAGGAUUUUCUAGACAAAACCAUACAAAUAAUCAAAAAGAACGAAAAUCAUACCGAACCACCACCAGAUUAUGUCCCGUAUGCUUUGUCAGUUUUGCAAAAAAUUCUCGUUCAACGAGAUAUGACUUUUCACGAAUGGAAAGAAAAGAUAAUCAAGAAAGUUCCUGUCACCACUCUAAUUCCUUACAUCCAAUAUAAAAACACGAAGAAUCUACAAUACACCGUCCUCCUCCUCAUCAACACCAUCAUAAAACUGUGCAGAGGUGAUCAAAAGAAACACAUCAUCAAAGAAAUGAAUCUCAACAAAAAUCGAGAGCAAAUCUACAAAUUCAUCAUCGAACAAGGAAACUUGGAUAAGAAUAUGGAGCACGAGUUAUAUGUUAUUCAAACAUAUUUGAUGAGUUUACAUGAAGAGGCGCUGAAGAAGGAAGUUCAUCUCAAUGAUGAGAGUGCGUUUGAAAAGGAAGAGUUCGAAUUGCCCGAAGAGGACAUCAAAAGACUGACAUUACUCAUGGAUUUCGAUGAAAUGGAUCUUCCCAAUAGGAGCAACUCGUUAGAGACACUUUUGAGCCAUGACACAAACGAAAGGUUAUCUUUGGUAUCACUGAUGAGCGAUAAAAGCAUCCAAUCAAGGUCAUCAGUCAGAUCGAGUAGAGCCAGUAGUGAUAUGGGUUAUGAUAAUUUCACCAUGAACUAUUUGACACUGGAUGCUCUAAGACAUUUCAAAAAUAAUCAUAAGAAGAAUUUCCUCCAAUCACAAAUCGAAGAAAAAGUGUAUGAACCAGGAAUUUUCAUUACAAGUGAAAGAGUAGUGAGGAUGCUUGCUGAUAUGUUAGAUAUUGGGGUCGAUCCACCGGACCCAAAAAGCGUAUUUUACCAUCCCAUCGUCUUCACUACUUCACCUAGACAACCAUUUUUCCUGGAACUAUUCUCCAGAUCUAUGUGGUUGUUAUCAAGAACUAGAAGAGAAAUGAAAGUUUCUACUAUCGAAGACUAUCCCAAAGUUAUGCAAGUUUUACGGAAGCAAAUUAAAAUGGUUUUAGAUACAAAACCCAAGGAUAUUAAACAACUGACGAACGAGAUGAAAGAAACAACGUUCGAUACUGUUUUGCAACAAUGGCAGAAUGAAAACGACGAAAAAAUGAGCGAUCUGUUGAAUAACAAUAAGGAUAUCGAAAUGCUGAAAACAAAGUAUGCCCUAGAAAACGACCAAUACGUUAGGGAAAACAGGUUGAAUAAACUCAAGGCAGGCGAAUAUUUCCCGAAAAUAUCCGAAAAGUUUCAGAAAACUAAUCGCCAAAUAUUUGUCCAGCUGAGUAAAAAUGAACGAGAACUGAAUUUAUUCGAUGUAAUAGACAAGAAGAAAGGAGAACUAGAGAAAAUGGAAAGUUUGAAAGUUGCAGAUAUUACACAUAUUGCUGUUGGGAUGAAUUGCAGACAUUCGAAUUUAAGCAAGUUCCCUGCCUUGGUAUUCUCAAUAAUCUUCAAUCACUCUGAGAAACAAGUGAACUUCAUAGCACAGGAUCAGAAGACGGCUUCUUGUUGGAUAGACGGUUUCAACAUAUUAGCAGGUUACUCAAAGAGAAGCGAUUACUACAACAAAGAAUUGGACGUGUUGGUUGAAAUGGACGUGAGAUUACAGAUAAUCGAGUUGCAGAAUAUUCCUUUGCCGAAUACACCUCCCCCACCAAUCCCCCCACUUCCAAAACCCCUUGUCCCUCCCAGACCUCCAGCUUUAGCUAACCGAAGGAAAAACACGAGAAUAAACAAGAGGGCCAUGUAGAAAAAUUAUCAAUAAACAUUUCAAGCAUA
Phaedon cochleariae (mustard beetle) is the source of this 2385-nucleotide messenger RNA. NCBI's taxonomy places the organism in Eukaryota, Metazoa, Arthropoda, Insecta, Coleoptera, Chrysomelidae. The record is from the annotation of a GenBank genome assembly.